Rhincodon typus (whale shark) is the source of this 5504-nucleotide messenger RNA. RefSeq names its product beta-1,4-N-acetyl-galactosaminyl transferase 4a (gene b4galnt4a). Gene Ontology annotation, molecular function: acetylgalactosaminyltransferase activity. Gene Ontology annotation, cellular component: Golgi cisterna membrane. The coding region runs from base 160 to 3717 and encodes 1185 amino acids. Lineage: Eukaryota; Metazoa; Chordata; Chondrichthyes; Orectolobiformes; Rhincodontidae. The record is from RefSeq and is a predicted model, not a curated record. The transcript is spliced from 20 exons.
GCUCCGCUGCUGUCUCCCUUCUCUGGGUCUCUCUCUCUCUCUCUCUCUCGCUGAGUGUGUGUGCGUGUGUGUGUCUUUCUCCCUCCACUGACAGUGCAGAGGGAGAUGGGCUCCCGGCGGCGGCUGCUGCUGCAGCACUCCUACUGAGAAAAAAAAAGGAUGUGGCGCUUCCCCGUCAAGAAGAUCCGCAAACAGUUCAAACUGCUCCUGCUGCUGGUCCUGCUCACCUUCGGCAUCUGGUUCACGUACCUGCACGUCGCGGUGCUCAAGAGUGGCCGGGCGCUCAAGCUGCACAUUGCCUAUGGACGCGAUGCAGAGAAGCUGAGUGAAGCUACAAACACUGGAAGGAAAGCUGGCUCUAUCCAUGCUGCCUCCAACAAAAGGACGACCGAUGACUCCAGUGACAGUCAGGAAGAUGAACAGAUGUUGGACACACCAAACAAAUAUGGUAGACCUUCACAAGGUGAGCCUGAUGGUUAUCAAAGAGGAUUCCGGCAGCCUUUGAACUUGACUGAGAUAUGUUUGCCUUGGAAACCAGAGUACAAAGGCAAAGUGAACCUUCAUGUUUUUGAGGAUUGGUGUGGCUCUUCCAUUUAUCAGCUUCGGAAGAAUAUUCAUUUUCCACUUUACCCUCAUACACGUACCUCGGUGAAUAAGAUUGCUGUUUCUCCAAAAUGGAAGAAUUAUGGGCUUCGGAUAUUUGGCUACAUACAUCCCUACAAAGAUGGUGAUUUCCAGUUUGCAAUUGCGUCAGAUGAUAAUUCCGAGUUUUGGCUCAGUUCUGAUGAAAGUCCUGCAAAUGCCAGACUACUGAUGCACUUAGGCAAGCUGGGAACAGAGUGGGCUGCUCCAGGCGAGUUUACCAAAUUCAGAUCUCAAGUCUCCAAUCCAGUCCAUGUUAUUUCUGCAAGACGGUACUACUUUGAGGUGCUCCACAAGCAGGAUGAUAAGGGGUCAGACCAUGUAGAAGUUGGGUGGCGGCCAUUUCUCCCUGGAGUGAAGUUUGAGAUUAUCAGUUCACCGCACAUCUCGCUGUACACAGACGAAUCAUCACUGAAGAUGAACAGUGUUGAUCAUAUCCCACAAACCCGUGCAAGUCAUGCUGGAGGUAACAAGAUGGCACGCCGAGAGUUGCAUGCUGCAGAUAUGCUUAAACCAGAUCCCAGGGAUAUCUUCUUUCUGACUCCAGCAAUAGAUCCAUCGAGGGUGCAACAUGUCCUUCCACCCUGUGCAUACUCACCGACUUACAUUGUGAAGGAUUUUCCCAUCGCUCGCUAUCAAGGACUGCAGUUUGUCUACUUGUCCUAUGUCUACCCAAAUGACUUCACCAGGCUCACUCACAUGGAAACAGAGAACAAGUGUUUCUACCGGGAGAGCCCUUUGUAUUUGGAAAAAUUUGGAUUUUACAAGUACAUGAAGAUGGAUGAAGAGGAAGAAGACAAGCCAUUCUUGUUUGAUAAUCCAGAGGAUUUCCCAGAAGAGUCGGAAGGCGUAGACACUGAAUCCAUACUAAGCAAUAGUCAGGUAACAUGGGGCAAGAGUCAUGUGAAAGAGCAUGAAAAUGGCAGCCUGGCUCAGGACCAAGUGGUUGCAGAGAGGAAACCUCCGCCAUCAGUGGCAGACAACAGGAAUGACCUUGAUGAUGACCCAUUCAACCACGGGAAAAGGUCAGCGUUCAGAGAACACCACGUUGUGAAAUUGCAAAAGAAGGCCUUAGAUCCAAUUCCUCAGGGAGAUAAUAUGGCCCCAUCUGCUGCCUACGAGAGUCAGGAAAUGGGCAUCUUUCACAAGCUAAACAGCAGAAGUAGCAGGUCCCUAACCUGGGCUAAGCUCAUCCCGGAAGAUUUGAGUAAAAAGCCGGCCAACCAGUCAGCUCUAUCCAAGCUGGGGAAAGGGAGCAUGUUCAACUUGCAGCCCCAGAUUUCUAUCCCCUUAAUCGCCAGCAAAACCAAGCAGUUUUUGAGUAACUCGGCUCACGCUGGGUUCCACAAAAAAAGACUCGGUGAGCCCAAGAAGCUGCAGAACAAAAUCUACGUGACAAGGCCCCAGGAGAAAAAGAAAAGGACGCUGCAGGCUGAGAAGACCAAGGAGUUGUUCCCUAUAAUGAACGUGCUUACCAGCACAAAGACUGUGGGACUGCCAGACACAGGUCUGGAGAGGAAUGUGGCUUCUAAUGCAAGGGGGAAGAAAACAACACCGUACCUCAGGAAUAAAAUCUUUUGGUUAAAUAGCAACACUUCACAGGAGGAGGGGAAAGUGCAAGAUGCCAACAAUGGCGCACAACAUGGUUCAACCACCCAAAAGGCGAAAAUAAACUGGAAGGGACUGCAAGAAAAUCUGGAGCAGUAUCGGGGUGACAGGAACAGAUACAUCAUUACCCCAACGCCCCAAAUUCACCUUCUAAGCGAGGAGGUCUUGGGCAAGGAAGAAGCCCCAGUUCACAAUGAAGGGAAGGAUCCUAAAUCAAUGGGCAUUGCUGCUGAAGAGACACCCUACUGGAAGACUGACGACCUGAGUGAAUCCCAGCAAACAUACACCGACCAGUUUGAGGUGACUGAUGACGGACUGUCAGAUUACAGCUAUGAGGAUCCUGAGCCACAGAGAGGUUGGAUAGAGGAGACCAUCAACUGGCAACGGACAUUCAGCGUUAGCUCCAUGGAUUUUGAGCUCCUGCGGUCAGACUGGAAUGACCUCCGGUGCAAUGUUUCAGGCAACCUGCAACUAAGCGAGAGCGAGGUGGUGGAUGUUCUUGCACAGUACAUGGAGAAGCUGAAUGAGAAAAACGGAGGAGUCUAUACACUUCUGCGGAUCGUUAAUGUGGAGAAGCGGAGGGAUUCAGCUCGUGGUAACAGAUACCUCAUUGAACUGGAGCUGAUGGAGAAGGGGAGAAAAGUGGUCCGUUUGACAGAUUACAUCUACCUCUUGCUGCACAGAACCAAACAAGAUGAUGGAAUUGAAGCGACCAUGCAGUUGCAAGAUAAGGAACCCACUCAGCUGAAUGUUCCAUACCACAAGUCUCUCCUCUGCCAACCUGUAGGUUUACACGUGAGACCUGAUGUCAUGGUACAUUUUGUCGUCCCAGUAAAGAACCAGGCCCGGUGGGUGCAGCAGUUCAUUAUGGAUAUGGAAGACCUCUACAAGGCAACAAAGGAUGAAAGCUUCAACAUUAUCAUCAUUGACUUUGACAGUAGUGACAUGGAUGUGGAACAGACCUUGAAGAACAGCAAACUGCCUCGGUAUCAGUAUUUGAAACGAACUGGGAGUUUUGAGCGCUCGGCUGGGCUUCAGGCAGGAGCAGAUGCUAUCGAGGACAGCCACACAAUUCUAUUCCUGUGUGACCUGCACAUCCAUUUCCCCAUCAGCAUCAUAGACAAUAUUAGAAAGCAUUGUAUAGAAGGGAAACUGGCAUAUGCCCCUAUUGUGAUGAGACUGAGCUGUGGCAGCUCCCCUGUUGAGCCUGACGGGUACUGGGAAGUAAACGGAUUUGGACUGUUUGGUAUCUUUAAAAGCGAUUUUGACAAGAUUGGAGGAAUGAACACGGAGGAGUUCCGGGAUCGAUGGGGCGGAGAGGAUUGGGAGCUACUGGACAGGGUACUUCAGAGUGGCCUGGAGGUUGAACGAUUGCGCCUCAGGAACUUCUAUCAUUAUUUUCACUCCAAGCGAGGGAUGUGGGAUUCUCAGGCCAAGAAAACCACAAAGGAACCGAAUGAGGGUUGAAACUUUGUCUAUGCACUUUAAGGAAAAGAACAUAAACCAGCAGACAUGUGCUCCACAGGAGAACCAGCCGAUUACCGAGCCACAUGGGAGCCAUUCCCUUUUGAAGGAUGUGUUUGUCCUUUUUGACUCCACACAUGGAAUUUCUCUCUCCAAACCCUGCUGUUCCGUUUCUCAGCCGUCACAAAAGUUGAGUAGUUGUGGAAUAACCGAAACACAAAAGAACUGGACAAAAGCCAAGUAGAAUACAAACAAGGACCACAAGUCAGUAUAUUGGAAUCUUUUCAAAUUGUGACAUUUGUGAAAUAUCCUUAGACAUCUUGGUGUCACUCUUCAUCAAAUAUUUGACCCUGUUGACCCAGCUCUGUGAUCCAGUCGGUUGUUGCUGUUUUCACCAUUGAUCACAAGCUUCGGAAUAUUAGUUUUCCCAGGUUUCUAUUUUGGUGCAUAAUAUAUUGGAUUAUAAGUAUUCACAGCUGGUUCUUGCUGAGCAAAUGACAUCCCUCUCCAUCACCGGCCUUUCAGCAUAAGCUCAAUGUAAUAAAAAAAAAUACACACACACACAUACACACACAUGCUCAUUCUCACACUUGACAUCUUGGACCAAACUUGUUCGGAAUGUUCACUCGAACAACAGUGACGCCAACUGCCCCAGGGUUUUCCGGAUCCCGUUCCGACAUGUUGCCUGUUGGUUUAAGUGGACUCUGUCCUUCAAAAAGGCAGUGCGUGUACUCAUUGAAGCUAGCUACUUCGAGUCUGACCUAAUGAAGCCUUAUUCUGACGGUGGCCCCUGGUCUGGAGAGGGAUAAUUUUGGUUAUUACAAAGGCGCAUUUCAGAAGCCAAGCUGAAUCUUUGGUCUCAACAAGGAUACAUAGACACGUUACUGAAUGUGUGUUGGUAAUCACACCCUUUGAGCUGUUUUCUGCUGUAACAUGCAAAGAAAGAGUAGACUCAAGCAAAGGACUGAUGCCAAAGACUUUUUUGUCAAAAGCUGGAUCGGUUCUACAUGAUUUUAAAGACAGUAUCGCAGCUUCUGCGCGUGAUACACCAUCUCACUUGACUCUGACCAAUCUUACAAAAAGCAACUUUGUCUUAUAUUUUUUUCCUUACCUUGAAAAUCAAACAUGGAGUAGAGGCACAGGGUGUUGAGGGGAAUUUGAAGUUUUCAGGACUAAUUUAUGGAAUUGAAUCUUAAUUAAAUAUUUAAACUGAAUCGUUAGGACUACAUGUUACACUAGUUGUGUUGAGAAUUGGUGAUGCCUUUUAGGAUGUUCUUAGAAUGAUGUGUUCUGAAUUUAUAAAAUGGAAAAUCAGUUUUAAUCCACACUGCUAGCUAGGAAUGUUGCUGUUUGAUAUCAUCAUCGGGAGGAUUAAAUGUUUACAAAAAUACUCCAAGUGGCAGAAUUGCUUUUGUUAUUAAGUAUUCUGGAUGAAGGAUUUUUAAUAAAAAAAUAUUAUUUAUUCAGAUGACAGUCCUCCAAUUGAAUUGGUAAAAUAUUUGAAAUUCUGUCGAUUGUCACUGGCAAACAAACAGUCAGUGACAAACUAUAAUCGGAUUUCAUAAUUGACCAUGUUGAAUUUGAAAAGAAGUCGCUCUUUAGUCUUUAUGUUUUUAAAUGGCUGACAGCUAGUCUUAAGAAAUAAUAUUGGCCUUCCCCAUGCAUCUGGAUGUUGAGCUUGAUGCUCCUAGGUGCCGGUUAUAGUCGGGUGUUGGUAGGACACUAAAAUUGGCCUGUGUAUGUGCAACUAGUUUUGAAUAAAAUUGAAAAGCAAACAUGCCUUUUACAAA